CUCUGUCUCUAUCUUUUUCCCUACUGUACUACUAGACCUCUAGAAUACUUUUUCAACUUUGACACCAAAGUCACAAACCUUUCUUUUCUUCAGUGCACAUUUCUUUACUUCUUUCUUCUGUUGCUGAUUUUCUUGCUUAUGGAGAGCCAAGAUCACAAAAUGACAACCCCAUCAGGGCAUGAGAAUCAUGGUACACAUUUAUGUCAUAAAUGUAGUUGGCCUUUCCCAAACCCACAUCCUAGUGCUAGACACAGAAGGGCACACAAGAAGGUAUGUGGAAAAAUUGAAGGAUAUAAGUUUAGUGAAUCCGAAGCAGGCAAUUCUACCCAUGCAGCUGUUUCUGAUGACGAGCAUCACUCAGAUGGAGAUCAGCAAACUCCAAGUCCUAUUGGUAAAAAGACAAGUGUUAAAAAUGGUAGUAGUGGUGAUAAAUCAUAUCGAUCAGAGGAUGAAACUUUCUCUGAUGCUUUCAUGGAGUUUUCUGAUAGUGGGAUCAGCCCUGGCAUGGAAGAGCGUCCGGAGAGUGUCAAAAGUUUGAACAUGAAUGUGAAAAAAGUUGAUGAUGAAUUAUUGAAGGCUGAUGCAAUUGGAGGUAUCUCAGUUUCUUUAAAUGACAACCAUCUCACUGCCGAAGUAAAUGAUCCAGAGUCACCUGAAAAUGCAACCAAUCAGCCAGUGGCAGAUAAAUCUUUGGGUUCAAAGCUUGACAGAUCAGUUGACUUGCAAGUGGAUGCUAGUGCUGUUAAAUCCGAGAUCCCAGGGGAUGCUUCUCUGCAGGAGAUGAAUGCAGCUGAAUCAUUUGAAGCCAAACAAAUGCAGAUGUCUUCUGAUCAGCCAAAUGAUUUGAAGGCGAUAGAAGAUAUCAAUGCCAAUGAAGUUUUAGCUGAUGCUGUUGAGGCUUCAGUCGAAGUGUCUCAAUCAGUGGUAUCUGAUACAGAUGAAAAGACGUCAAAUAAUGAAAGUUAUGAGUCAAAGCCACAGGAGGCAGAGGGAAAAUUUUCAGUUGUGGAGUCCAAGUUACUUGAGGCAGAGGAUCAAGCCACAGAAAAUGUUCCCAACAAAGCGGAACUACAGCAUAACGAGAGAGUUCCUGAUUCUACGGAGUUGAAAUUGGCCUUUCCCGAAUCUGAAGUUAAAUCUUUAGAUGGUGUGAAUGUAGAUAAGGAGCAUGAGCAACAUGAUAAGGCAGAGCAGGACGAACAGAGAAUCUCCACUGAACUUUCACCUAAUGCACCUACAUUGGAAUUGGAAGCUGUUUUGCCUAAUGAAAUAGAUUGUGGUCGUCAAAUGGAGCUUUCUGACUCAUUCAAAGCUGAUGACGGGAUGGAAGAUGUGCAUGUGAUGUCUCUGGCGAAAGAUUUACCUGCAUUAGACAACCCUGAACUGCUUAAAGAUUUUAAAGACUACAAUAAAUACAAAUCUAGUUUUCCAUUGGAUCUAGGCUCUUCUGAAGAAAUUUUCUCUGUCAAAGAUGACGUUGUUGCUGCAUCAGAGGUGACUCAAUCUUUUGUGGGCACUGGCAGGUCUGAUGGAAGCAUAUCCUCAGUAGCUUUGGAUGCUUCAGGGGAUCAGGUUAGUGAAGAAAAGGUGGCAGUCUCCGCAGAGGCUAUAACAGAUUCAAGCGAAUUAUCAUCCAAGCCGAAUACCUUCGAGUGUGGAGUGUCGAGCAUUCUGAACUCCAAUGGUCUUCAAGAGCCUGAAGACACUUCAAAGAAUUCUCUUUCAGAUGCCAAGCAAUCAACAGAAGUUGAUGAUCCUGUAGUUGAAAGAACUACGGUCACUCUCGGAGGAAGUGACCAUGGUGAACAUGAAAAGGUCGGAACCGAAUGCCCAAUUGUAGCUGGGGGUGAAACUGAGAAAGAAAGGACUGAGGAAAAGCUGGCAGGAGUUUCUGAAGGUGAUAAAACUAUCUGCCCAGUUGGAGGACAUAAUGACCGUGCUAUAGUUACAGGCACAACUGUGCAUGAAAGAAGGGAAGAAAUUUUUCAUGAAGCCUCUGAAGACGUGUCAAUUAGCAAUGAUGCCAAAGCAGCGGAGUCUGCAGGUGCAACUGGAUUGGAUUCCAAAGUAAUCAGUGAUUGUGACGUGAAAGAGCCCACUGAUUUGAACAGUCGUGUUGUUGAUACUGAUUUGAACAAUUGUGUUGUUGAUACUGAUUUGAACAAUGAUGUUGUCAAUACUGAUUUGAGCAAUCUUGUUGUCAAUAACUCUCCUGCAGGAGAUGUCCUUAAAAGUACCACUGGUGUCCUAUCAUCAGCCUUACAGAAUGAGGGUGAUGACAAGCUCAUAAAACAGAACGAAACUGUUUCUGCAAUGGAUACACCAAUUUCAUCGAGUAGCAGAGCCGAUAGCUUGGAUGCCAACUGGGGUUCUAUAUCAGUUCUUUCUACCCAGUCCGAGUCGACAGCCAUUCCUGAUGCCGAAACAACUGAUACUCAAAGACUCGAGAAGUCGGAGCAUGACUUGCAGAAACCAACUUCUGAAUCUGAGGAGUGCCAUGCUGACAAGUCGGAUGUUUACGAGCCUCCGUCUUUCAUGACAUUGGUUGAGUCUGGUGAAAGUAGUGCUAACAAGAAAGCCACUGCUUCUGAGAUUGAAACACAGCUGAACGCUCAACAGCCGAAAACAGAAUCUCUUAAAGCAGGGUGGUUCCCUUCUAUUACCAAUGUGGUGAAUGAAUCUCAAGGGAGAAAGAAGAAUGAGGAGAUAAUUGCAAAAGUGACAAACUGGAGUACAGGGAAGCAGCAACACACUCCCUUGAAAAGUCUACUUGGUGAAGCCAGAUCUCCAAACGUAAAACAAGUUCUGCCAUCAGCCAACAAGAAAGAUGAAACUGCCAGUACUAAGACAACGACAGUCAACUCGAUUCUGAGCUCAGAGGCACCAACUGCUGUCAGUAAAGAGGCACAGAAAGAAUGGAAUUCUCCCGCGAGGUAUCCUGUUGACAUCAAGAAGGAAAAGAGGAAGACGAAACCAUACUGGGUACCGUUUGUUUGCUGCUCUUCAGUACAUCAAGACGCGUAGUUCUUUUGUUGCGUGAAUUUGACAAUAUAUAUAUAUAUUCUUCUCUAUAUUAGGCUGUGUGCGUUUGAACUCCUUUAUUAGAAAAAAUGUUUCAACUGCAGAGGGAUUAUUCUUGUUUCUACAUGUAUAUUUGUUGGAUGCCUAGGUAAUUGCUUUGGGAAAAAUAUGGCCUAUUUGACUA
Molecule: messenger RNA, 3205 nt
Organism: Solanum pennellii
Lineage: Eukaryota; Viridiplantae; Streptophyta; Magnoliopsida; Solanales; Solanaceae
Exons: 5
Coding region: 139-3024 (961 amino acids)
Source: RefSeq, a predicted model, not a curated record